AUGAUUAGCAUGGGUCGACGGGAUGGUGACAAAAGUGGCUUCGGAUUUGACUCAAGCAAAAAGACUUCCGUUGUGUCCAUCACAAAAUUCGUGAAAUCAUCAAUUCCUAUUGACACUCAAGAAAGUGUGAGUGGGAUGGUCACUUUUGGAGAUGGAAGAAAAUCUAAGAUUUUGGGUAAAGGAAAGAAUAUGGCAACUGGUACCCCAAGCUUGGAAAAUGUCUUACUGAUUGAAAAUCUUCAAGCCAACCUAAUCAGUGUAAGCCAACUGUGUGAUGGAGUAGAUGAGAAAGGACAAAUUAUGCGCAACAAAGCCAGACUUAUUGCUCAAGGUUACACACAAAGUGAAGGGUUAGAUUUUGAUGAGACUUUUGCUCCCGUUGCAAGGUUAGAAGAUAAGGAAGUUUAUGUUGAACAGCCUGCGGGAUUUAUAGAUCCUAUCAAUCCUGAUCACGUUUAUCAUCUGAAAAAGGCACUUUAUGAACUCAAACAGGUUCCAAAAGCCUGGUAUGGUCGCAUAUCUUCCCAUCUUCUUCAGAACGGAUACCCUCGUAGCAGUAUUGACAAAACUCUUUUCAUUAAAAGAACAAAAUGGGAUUUAAUGGUUGCACAAGUGCACGUGGAUGACAUUGUGUUCGGCUCAACAUCUAGCUCUCUCGUUCAUGAAUUUCAUGAGGUAAUGCGAAAAGAAUUUGAGAUGAGGAACAUUGAUGAUAGGAAAAGCACCACUGGCGGUUGGUUUUAUGUAGACAACAAUCUUGUAUCUUGGUUCAACAAGAAACAAAAUUGUCUCCCUCUCAAUUGCCAAGCCGAAUACAUUGAUGCUGGAAGUGGCUGCACUCAGUUACUGUGGAUGAAACAAAUGCUCAUUGAUUAUGGUCUUCAACAAGAUAAAAUGAUGAUUUUUUGUGAUAACUUGAGUGCUAUUAAUAUUUCCAAGAAUCUUGUUCAACACUCUAGCGCAAAACACAUUGAUAUUCGUCAUCAUUUCAUUCGUGACUUAGUUGAGGAUAAUAUUCUUUCUCUUGAAUUCAUUUUCACUGAUAAACAACUAGCUUAUAUUUUCACUAAAUCUCUUGAUAAUCUUAGGUUUGAAACCCUUAGAAAGUCUCUAGGUGUUUGCUCUCUUGAUUAA
This is a messenger RNA of Prunus armeniaca (apricot), 1134 nucleotides long. NCBI's taxonomy places the organism in Eukaryota, Viridiplantae, Streptophyta, Magnoliopsida, Rosales, Rosaceae. The record is from the annotation of a GenBank genome assembly.